AUGAAUUUCCACUGGCACCAAUUUUCACGCAUCUGUCGGAAAAUGGAGGAGAGAAGAAAAUUGCUCUGUCUCCUCCUCCCCGUUCUCCUCGCCGUGUUUCCGCCGGCGGCGGAAUCGGCCGGACUGUUCGACGACAGCUUCAGCAAGAGCUGCCCGGAGACCCAUUUCAAGACAUCCGAAGACGGCCAGAUCUGGCACCUCUCCCUCGACAAAAAAGCAGGCUGCGGCUUCAUGACGAAGCAGAGGUACAGAUUCGGGUGGUUCUCGAUGAAGCUCAAACUCGUCGGCGGCGACUCCGCCGGCGUCGUCACCGCCUAUUAUAUGUGCUCGGAGAACGGGGCCGGGCCGGAGAGGGACGAGCUGGACAUCGAGUUUUUAGGGAACCGGUCAGGACAGCCUUACCUUAUACAAACAAACGUCUACAAAAACGGCACCGGCGGCCGGGAAAUGCGCCACCAGCUCUGGUUCGAUCCGACGUUGGACUUCCACGAUUACUCCAUCCUCUGGAACAACCAUCAGAUCAUGUUCGUGGUGGACAGAACUCCGAUAAGGGUUUACAAGAACGACGCGGGUAAUGAGAAAAACGGGUUCUUCCCGAACGAGAAACCGAUGUACUUAUUCUCCAGCAUCUGGAACGCCGACGACUGGGCGACACGUGGCGGGCUGGAGAAGACGGACUGGGAGAAGGCGCCAUUUGUGUCGUCGUACCAGGGCUUCAAGGCGGAGGCCUGCCAGUGGGAGGAUCCUUUUCCGGCGUGCGUCGCCACCACCGGCGACAACUGGUGGGAUCAGUACAGUGCGUGGCAUCUGUCGGAGAAUCAGAAGAAAGACUACGCUUGGGUGCAGAGAAACCUCGUCAUUUACGAUUAUUGCAAGGAUCCUCAGAGGUAUCCUGAAUUGCCCCAGGAAUGUCACCUCAGCCCCUGGGAUUAGGGUUUAGAUGAGGCGACGAUUGAUUAUGAUUUCAUCAUCAUACUGAUGCACCACAGAUCUAUACUAUUACUAUACAUGUCGAAAUUCUUUGCCGAUUUUGAAUAUAUAUUAUUUUUUUAAUUUGCAAUAA
Andrographis paniculata is the source of this 1063-nucleotide messenger RNA. Its product is annotated as probable xyloglucan endotransglucosylase/hydrolase protein 8. Gene Ontology annotation, cellular component: cell wall; apoplast. Gene Ontology annotation, biological process: xyloglucan metabolic process; cell wall biogenesis. The transcript has 4 exons. Bases 1 to 933 code for a protein of 310 amino acids. Lineage: Eukaryota; Viridiplantae; Streptophyta; Magnoliopsida; Lamiales; Acanthaceae. Gene Ontology annotation, molecular function: xyloglucan:xyloglucosyl transferase activity; hydrolase activity, hydrolyzing O-glycosyl compounds. The record is from RefSeq and is a predicted model, not a curated record.